Tympanuchus pallidicinctus (lesser prairie-chicken) is the source of this 3746-nucleotide messenger RNA. It is a transcript of the gene TNFRSF4, whose product is annotated as TNF receptor superfamily member 4. Gene Ontology annotation, biological process: inflammatory response. The record is from RefSeq and is a predicted model, not a curated record. Gene Ontology annotation, molecular function: tumor necrosis factor receptor activity; protein binding. The transcript has 7 exons. The coding region runs from base 1007 to 1717 and encodes 236 amino acids. Lineage: Eukaryota; Metazoa; Chordata; Aves; Galliformes; Phasianidae.
CUUACUGGAAAAAAAAGCCUCAAUAUUGCUGGGGGAAUAACUGAGUCAUGAGGCGUAGAGGCACUGAGGUGGCACUGAGUGCAAUACUACAGAAGGAGAUCUGGGUAUCGUGCGUGCAGAUUGAGUGUGAAGGUGGUUAAGUUCAGCUGCUUUACUUUCCCUCUCAGCUCUGUUUCCUUUUGGAAGGAUUGGCUUUCAGCUGUGACUUCUUUUCCACGCUGAUUGUUUUCCAGAAUGCUUGGAAAGCAGGAGAAGUAGAAAACCACCCUUUUGCCUUAGUGUUCUGUUUUCCCUGCCACGUUUAAAAGACUCACAGAAAUUGAAGAAAUGAAAAAGCAGCAUUCCAGCUAAAAUAGGCCAUGGGUGCUGCUGUUCAGACCUUUCUGGUUCUGCGGGCCAGCUGGGAGUCCAAGUAUAAGUCUGUUCCAGUUCCAGGUCUUUCAUGUUGACGUGUAGAUAGAAACAGAUCCCCUUUAGGCAGUCUAGAUGUGUUCUUAACUGAUGAAAAUAAAAUACCCAGUCACUGUGGAAUGUCUCAUUUGGGCUUUAUGUAAGAGUUGUUUGAAAUCUCUUGGCAUGGGGAAGACCUUUAAAUUUGGGUCCUGUAUUAGUAAGAUUCCAGUAAUGAACCUCAAAAAUGAGAGCCAUGAAUUUCCUAGUGCCAUCACCUUAUUCUCUACUACAUGUCCUUCUUUAGGUGGGAGGUGGACUGCAGUGCCUGUGCUGUGUAAAAACAGGCAUCAAAGGUAGCUGGUACGUAAAUAUUGCAUCCUUUGCUUUCACAGAGCACACCUCUACCAGAAAAAAAUUCCCUCCGUUGGAGCAAAUGGUAAAAGUGACACCAGUCUCUAUUUUUGAGUCAGCAGCAUACAUACCUCUCUCCGAUGGCAGUGCAGGGUGUGUGACGUUGCAAGUCCAGAUGAAAACUGUGCAAGUGCAUCUCACAGCUUGUGCUAGUUUGGAGGAUGAUACGGAGGUGACUUCCUAAGCAGAGAAAGGUGAAAGAAUGAGAAGCCGCUGCACAGCAACAGCAGACACAGUUUGUGCCCCCUGUCAAGACAAUUACUUUAGCACUGAGCACAAUCACAGCUUCUGCAGGAGUUGUACAGUCUGUGACACUAAGAAGGGAAGCGUGGAAGUGAAGAAGUGUGAGAAGACCUCUGACAGAAUUUGCAAGUGUAUUCCUGGUUACAUGCCAGAUGUCAGAUAUGCACUGGGAAGUGUGUGCUUAAUGUGUCCUGAUGGGUCUUAUUCCCCAGGAGGAAAUGAAAGCUGUCGGCCUUGGACUAACUGCAGCGCUAUUGGGAAAAAGACUCUUCGAGCAGGGACAAAAUCAGAUAAUGCUGUUUGCAGUGACAAUGGGACACAGCCAGCUACCUCUCAAAGUGCAACACCUACUUUGCAUCUUUCCACCAACUACUACAGGAAUAAUGCAUCGACUGCAGUGCCUUCACCCUCCAAACCCAGUGUGAACCCUUUUGUUGUUUGCCCAGAUGCGAAGAGCCCCACAGGCACUAACUGGGGGUCUCUAUCACUUAUCCUGAUUUGUCUGAUACUGCUUAUCGUAUCUGGAAUAUCCAUUUUCAUGUUGAUUAUCCAAGCAGCCAAAAGGGAGAACAAGAGGAGGCCUUGCAGGAACGACCAUCAAAAAAGGAGCUUUCGAAUUCCUAUCCAGGAAGAACAAGUUGACUCCAAUUCCAGUCUCAUAAAAAACUGAAUCCACAUCACUUUACUGCAUCCUGCAUUUCUGAGCCAGUCGAUUGUAACGAAUGUGACAGAACUUUCAGUUGCUGUAUGUGUGGGUGGAUGUUAACUGUUCAAUUGUGCUUCAGUUCCUUUGGGUCUCACUGAGUGGCCCUUAGGCAUCAUAGCUGUUCUUAGUGAGCCAUGAUUCCUUCUCCUUAGCUCCUACAUGCAGCGUUGCUGCUGCCAAGCCUGAGUUUCUGCAGUCCUUUGUGCAUUUCUAACCAAUCAUAUAUGUAAUGGGAGCCUGUUGUCUUUGGAAAGCAGGAAAUCUUUAUGAAGCAGUAAGCAGUAAUCACUAAGCAGAUGGACAAACAGAAAAUCAAAAGACCUGCUUUAAUAACUAGACUUCUAUCUUGUCCUGCAACUUUGAGAUGCUAAGCAGAGCACAUCUCAGUGCAGCCCUUUUGAGUGUUUCAGGCUAACUCCCAAUGGAGUUCUUUGCCUUUUAGGUGGAGAAUCUCCACAAAUGAACCUAACCAGCUUCUUUUGUGCUUCCAUUUUUUCAGCUUUUUUUGCUUCUCGCUCAAAAUGAGCUGUAUAUGGCAUCCAUGCCUCCAGAGGCAGUUGUCACAGCUGCCAAUUCUGGUGGUGGUUUUUAAGUGACUGUUGAUAAAUGGCUAUUUAGUGCCACUUCUUUCUUUUCUGCCUGUCUCCCAGGCAGACCUUGAGAGAAUGUCAUGUUAAGUAUUGAGCAGUAUCCCCAUAGCCCAUCAAAUAGAAUUAUUCAUGACUUCAAAACAGCUCAAGCUCUCCAAUUGUUCAGAACAUCUGUAGACAUUCUCAUGCGUAUCAAAAGUAAAAUCUGUGUGAUUGCUGCCAGAAGGCAAAAGGAAUGGUUUCUUCUUUUAGAAUGUUAUUAAUGGAAACUGAAGUUCGGAGCAGGGGGAAAGGCAGGAUACAACUUGUCCGUGCUUUAGACUUCGGAAGUUGCUGUGAAUAACUCAUGUUUUGUCUAUAAACUCUGUGCAGUCAGCGUACUUCUUGCUUCCUCUCUGUGGAUGUUCUGUUGUGCUGAACACCCUGGUGUGGCUGUCCCCAGCAAGGCUGCUUCAGUCGAGCUUCGACUUCUCUGCAGUAAAAUGCUUUAAACUGCUUUUGUGGGGUUUGAUUGAUUGCUUCAAAGUAAUGUGGAUGCAGGGAGAAACCCAGGAGCAAGCUUGGUUCCAGACAGUAGAUUUGGGUUUGGGGAAAACCUUUUUCUAUCUUAAAUUGAGUGCAUGUACAUGGACAUGUAGAACUUCUGCUGGUGAGUGAUAACCUAGUGAUAGUAACUCCCUGGAUGUUCACUUCUUAAUAAGAAGAGCUGAAUUUUUAACAGCACUGUGCAUAUGGAUCUACAAGGGUUGCAUUGUAGCAAAGGUGUAUGAAGAUCACGUAACAGGGGAUAGGUGCACAAACCAUGCACCUAUGCUCACCUUGAAUGUGCUGUCAAUGGAACCUCCAUUCAGAACUGAAGAAAUGUUCUUCACAUGGCUUGUGUGCAGUUGAAGCAGGCCUGGUUGUUUGCCUGCAUGCUGUAUGAAAUGAAUUUUGCUUCUGUUGUCUUGUUUUCUUCACACGUGAAUCAGAAUCUGUCUUGGAGAGAACACAUCAGACAGCACAUUGAAAAUGUAAUGCCUGAGGAAAAAACUGACGUGUUACUGUGGGUAGCUUUUGCUGUAAUUUGAAUACCUCAGUGUGUAAAAAGUUUAACUUGAGAUUUAUAUCAUUCAGAUGUAUUUUUCACAUCAAAUACUCCCUAGUAGGUAACUUGUUAGAUGUAAUAGGUAUUUUAUACACAUGGUAUUAAAGCAUAUGCCAAAGUAUGCAGAAGGAAAUGUAUUCAAGAAUACUGCUGGUUGUGAUUCAUGUUUUUAAACAUAUGUUUUGUUAUAUGUUAUACAUAUGGUAUACUUAUUGGCUUCCUAUUUUGAAGUGCGUAUACAAUGUAUGUAAACGUUUGUAUUAUAUAUGAAGUGUAGUAGCGACUUUCAAAUAAACUGUGGCAGUGGUGAGGUGCA